CACCAGAAAAGGUCGUGGUGGUCGAGUGAAGCGAAUGCGGAUAACAUUUUCAUCGCAGGUAUGUGCAGUGCAGUGCAGUGCAGUGCAGUGCAUGCGAAGCGAAACAGAGAGUGAGAAGAGGUUAAGCAAGCACAGUGGUAGUAUCUUUAGCAAGUAAGAUCUUAAUCUGACUAGAGUAGCAAGCGAAACCAUAUGGCGGGGACGCUACUGACGCCGGUGAAAGCUCAAAUUCUCUUAUUAUCAUCGCCCACCAAUCUCCAACUUACCCAGACUUCCAAGCGUCGCUACCCACUACCUCUGCCUCUUCAUGUCCACCACUAUCGUGAAACGCUGGCCACGUCCAAACGUCGCCGCUGUCGCAUUUCCACAUCUUGCUCUGCCGCUACGCCCACCUCCGUCCCCUCCCAACCCCCACCGACGCCACCUCCAGAUCGGGGCGAGAGUGAUGAUACCGAUACCGGAUUAGAUGCUGAACGGAGGAAAGCGCCGGAGAUACGAACGCUCUUCCGGAGAUUCUGGAAAGUGGCUGCUCCCUACUGGUUCUCAGAAGACAAGGCCGAAGCGCGAUUGCAGCUCGCAGUCGUCUUCGCUCUAACCUUGGGUACCACAGGCAUCAGCGUUGGCUUCAACUUCCUCGGCCGGGACUUUUACAAUGCUUUAGCUAACAAGGAUCAAGAGCAGUUCACCAAGCAACUAGUUUACUAUUUGGGAGCCUUUGCGGGAGGAAUACCGUUCUUUGUGCUGAGAGACUACGCUAGAGAAGUUCUUGCUUUAAGAUGGAGGUCUUGGAUGACAAAGCAUUACUUGCAACGGUAUCUGAAACACAGGCUAUUUUACAAAAUCCAGUCUCAGUCCAUCAUUGAUAAUCCAGAUCAGCGCAUCGUAGAUGACCUAAGUUCCUUCACUGGGACUGCUCUUUCCUUCUCAUUGGCUCUAUUCAAUGCUGCUGUUGACUUGAUAUCAUUUAGCAACAUCUUGUAUGGAAUUUAUCCUCCUCUCUUCAUCGUCCUCCUUGUAUAUUCUGUUGGCGGAACUGCUAUUAGUGUUUAUCUUGGAAAGGAACUGGUCUCUUUAAAUUUCAUGCAAGAGAAGAAAGAAGCAGAUUUUCGGUAUGGACUUGUCCGUGUUCGAGAAAAUGCUGAAUCGAUUGCUUUCUAUGGAGGUGAAGAAAACGAAAUGCAACUUUUGCUGCAGCGCUUCCGAAGUGCCUUUGAAAAUUUAACACAACUGUUGAUAUCUUCAAGAAAUCUAGAGUUCUUCACCAACGGCUAUAGAUACCUGAUUCAGAUUCUUCCAGCUGCUGUUGUUGCGCCUAUGUUUUUCUCUGGAAAAAUUGAAUUUGGUGUCAUUAACCAAUCUGUAUCAGCCUUUAACCAUAUCCUUGGAGAUUUUUCCCUUAUUGUGUACCAGUUCCAGUCCAUCAGCGCAUUCUCAGCUGUCAUUGAUCGCUUAGGUGAGUUCGAUGAUCUAUUGGAUGGCAUUAGCUCAAAGUCUCUCUUGGAAACCCAAGAAGAGAUCACGGUUGAGUACUCCCCAGCCAGAAGUUCGAUAUCUCAGGAAGCUAACGGGUCUGUCUUGAAGGGCCAGUGUCAAAAUUUACUAGUUGUGAAGAACCUGACUUUGCAAACUCCAAGAAGUAAAGCUACAUUGAUUAAGAACUUGUCAUUGAUUGUGAACAAAGAUGAUCAUUUGUUGGUCAUGGGACCGAGUGGGAGUGGUAAAACUUCGUUGUUAAGAGCACUGGCUGGUCUUUGGAAUUAUGGGAAAGGUGAAGUUAUCUUCUGUGAUGGUGAUGGGGAAAAUACUGAGGCACUUACCUCUUCAGGAAUAACAGGUAUCCAAGGAAGUAGUCUCAUGAAGAGAAACCAAAGGAGCAUACUUUUCCUUCCUCAAAGACCAUAUAUGGUUUUGGGAACACUACGCCAGCAAUUGCUUUAUCCCACAUGGUCAGAUGGCGGGAUUUCAGUAGCCAAGGAUACUGAAUCAGCUGGUUUAGUUGGCUCUUGCUUCUGUUACCUUUAUUGGACCUAGGGUCUGGUUAGUUAAGGGAGAGCAUUACAAUGGCAUGUAGGAAGCAAGCAAUGACCGAGAUCUGUGAAGAAGUCUAACAGAGUGGAAGCUCAUCAUUCUUGUAGUUUAAUCAUGUCUGAUUGCUGAAUACUUACUGGAAAAGAGUGGAGGAGCGUUAGAACUAAAGCUGAGAAAUGAGGGAUGGGUUUAUUUAUUAUGGACAGAUUCAGCAACUUUGUCGUUGAUUGGGAAGCCCUGCUCAGAAGAAGGUGGUGGUGGUAGGAAGCCAAGCACAGAGGACUUGAUAGAAGUUCUAGAGAGAGUGCGUCUGAGCUAUGUAUUGUCACGUUGCGGUAACUUAGACUCGACACAUGAGUGGUCUAGCGUGUUGUCCCUUGGUGAGCAGCAGCGGCUUGCUUUUGCACGAUUGCUACUUUCAAAACCCAAGCUGGUUUUGUUGGAUGAGUCUACUAGCGCCUUGGAUGAAGCCAAUGAGGGUCAUCUUUACGAGGAGAUAAGAGCGGCUGGUAUAACAUAUAUUAGUGUAGGCCACAGGCGAACUCUGUUAAAGCAGCAUACGAGGGUCUUGCAUAUUGCCGCUGCAGCAGAAAAUGCAAGCAACAAUCAGGAAUGUGAUUGGCGUGUUGAGUCCAUCAGUUCGGUGGCCAUCUGAUAUGAUUAUAAGGAGAAGCAUCCGUACGUGUCCCUAUUUCAUGCAUGCUAGGCUACUGUACUAGAGCUAUAUGAGCUAGGAAGGAAUCCUGGCGAUCACCCAGGCGGAUUUCGGCCUGACUAAUACUCUCGGACGCUUGAAUAUUUUCGUACUGCUGAACUAUUAAAUUUGACGGGGUGCCCAAAAAUAUUUAUGGGUCCAAUAUAUGCGUGCGCUCUAUCCUAUAAAACCACAAUCUAUUUUUACCGUGAUAAAUCUAC
Molecule: messenger RNA, 2943 nt
Organism: Linum tenue
Lineage: Eukaryota; Viridiplantae; Streptophyta; Magnoliopsida; Malpighiales; Linaceae
Source: the annotation of a GenBank genome assembly